Achroia grisella is the source of this 2447-nucleotide messenger RNA. It is a transcript of the gene Kap-alpha3, whose product is annotated as importin subunit alpha-4. Lineage: Eukaryota; Metazoa; Arthropoda; Insecta; Lepidoptera; Pyralidae. Bases 223 to 1770 code for a protein of 515 amino acids. Gene Ontology annotation, molecular function: nuclear import signal receptor activity; protein binding. The record is from RefSeq and is a predicted model, not a curated record. Gene Ontology annotation, cellular component: nucleus; cytoplasm; nucleoplasm. Gene Ontology annotation, biological process: NLS-bearing protein import into nucleus. The transcript is spliced from 6 exons.
AUAUAGAAUGAGCAUAGAGAAAAAAAAGAAAAAAUAAGUCAAAUAGUGAAACGGACCAUUUUGUUGUAGAAUAUUCUGUGUUUUACGAGGUUAAAUGAAUCACAUAUCCGUAUAGUACUGUUAAAACAUGUUUGUUUAAUUAUUUGUACCGUUAUUUUAUGUUUUUUCUUUAUUUCAUUGUCUAAUUACCACGUUUAUAAAAAGAUUGUUAAAACAAAUAAAAUGGCGACUGAUCAGUCCAAGAACCGCAUGCAUGUAUUCAAGAACACUGGAAAAGAUGUCGACGAAAUGCGCAGACGGAGGAAUGAAGUCACAGUUGAACUUAGAAAGAACAAAAGAGAGGAGACUUUACAGAAACGUCGCAAUGUGCCGAUCAGCGACUCGACGGACGAAGACGAGAUCGAGAGGAGCUUAGCGGCUACCGAUCUUAAGGAGCUGGUAAUGAAUGCAGCUAAUGUUGAAAACACGGAAGUGCAGCUGGCGGCUGUGCAACAGUGCAGAAAGCUGCUCUCCUCUGACAAGAACCCUCCCAUCGACGAGUUGAUCGCGCACGGCAUCCUUCCUAUCCUUGUUCAGUGCCUAUCCAGAACCGACAAUUCAACACUCCAGUUUGAAGCUGCGUGGGCAUUAACAAACAUAGCUUCCGGAACAUCUGCACAGACGACGAAAGUGGUCCAUGCUGGUGCGGUGCCCUUCUUCCUACAGCUCCUGAUGUCACCUUAUGAAAAUGUAUGUGAACAAGCGGUAUGGGCCCUUGGCAACAUCAUUGGUGACGGACCUGUUUUAAGAGAUUUCGUAAUUGAGCUCGGGGUAGUGAAGCCACUGCUCAACUUCAUCAAGCUAGAGAUACCUAUACCAUUUCUACGUAAUGUCACAUGGGUGAUUGUCAACUUGUGCAGAAGUAAGGAUCCCCCACCACCAGUUAAGACCAUCCAAGAAAUUGUUCCUGCCCUGGAUUUGUUAAUCAUGCACACUGACAUCAAUAUACUAGUGGACACUGUCUGGGCUAUAAGCUAUUUAACAGACGGUGGCAACGAACAAAUCCAAAUGGUAAUAGAAGCCGGCAUAGUCCCCAAAUUAAUCCCCCUGCUGUCACACAAGGAAGUUAAAGUGCAAACAGCGGCACUCAGAGCAGUCGGCAACAUAGUGACGGGAACCGAUGAACAGACGCAAGUAGUGCUCAACUGCGAUGCGCUCUCACACUUCCCCGCACUACUGUCACAUCAGAAAGAGAAAAUCUGCAAAGAAGCCGUAUGGUUCUUAUCGAAUAUAACAGCAGGCAACAAGCACCAAGUGCAGGCCGUGAUCGACGCGGGGCUACUGCCGAAGAUCGUGGAGAAUCUCAGCAAAGGCGAGUUCCAGACGCAGAAGGAGGCUGCGUGGGCCGUCUCCAACUUGAGCAUAAGCGGUACCAAGGACCAGGUGGCGACCCUCAUCUCGUGCGGAGUCAUACCACCGUUCUGUAAUCUACUGGCCUGCAAGGAUACACAAGUUAUAAAUGUUGUUUUGGAUGGACUCAGCAACAUGCUGAAGAUGGCCGGCGAGAAUGCGGAGCAGGUGGCUAACAUUAUUGAGGAGUGUGGCGGCAUUGACAAGAUCGAAGCGCUGCAGAGCCACGAGAAGGUGGAGAUAUACAAGAUGGCCUACGAUAUCAUUGAGCAAUACUUUGCCGGCGAGGAGGAAGACACGUCUCUGGUGCCUGCGGCGGCAGACUCCGGCUUCCAGUUCGAGCCGACGGCCGGCGGACAACACGAUGGAUUCCGCUUCUAACUGCCCGCCCCAUCGCCUCUACUCGUAUUCUCCGACUCGAGCGGCCCGAGCCUCGGCUCGAUGGCCGCCCACAGGUCGUACCGGUGACGCGACGAUCGAAUAGCGUCAUCGAUUAUAUUAAAGUAAUGUUAACUCUGAUAGUGAGGACGCUGCCGUGAUGCGUCAUCAGGCCGCGGUCCGUCGGCUCCGGACGUCCGGCUCGAGCCGGACGAGUCUAAACCCGGACGGAGACCGUCCGACAUAACCCGGACGCUUAGACCGCGGCCGCGCUCGCUCCUGAGCCGCGACUCUACCCGAUGAAUCCACGAACGACUCCAUUUGAUGUAUUUUGACGGCGCACGAAUCCGCGACGUGUUUUUUAAAUAAUCGAGCAACUGUUAAUAUAUUAUCGUUCGUCGAUUCAACGGGCGGUUGAGCAAAAAGGCCUUAGCACCGUGGUCCGUUGUAAAAUACGCGUUGUAAAAUGAAAUUUCGUCGGUGCUACGGCUUCGUUGUGAUGCAAAUUAUUGUGAUGUUUGAAAUGUUUCAUCAUUGUUUUCGGAUUUCGUAUAUAUAAAUUGAUAGUGGACGAUGGACACGAUAGCUUUAACGUUAAGUUGUGCAUACCGUAUGACGUAUGUGACUAGUGUAUUCUGCUUACAGAUUGAUGCUUUUUGAUAUAAAUAACAUAGUAUUUA